Strongyloides ratti is the source of this 561-nucleotide messenger RNA. RefSeq lists its product as hypothetical. NCBI's taxonomy places the organism in Eukaryota, Metazoa, Nematoda, Chromadorea, Rhabditida, Strongyloididae. The record is from RefSeq and is a predicted model, not a curated record. The transcript is spliced from 2 exons. Bases 1 to 561 code for a protein of 186 amino acids.
AUGAAAACAAUUAUUAUAAUAGUAUUAUUAAUAAAUAUAACUUAUUCUUAUUUGGGUGAAAAAUUUUGGACCAAAAUUUAUUAUGGAAUUCCUGAUGAAGGGCAUAUGAAAGUUAUAUUUAAAGAUCAUCCUGUUAAUGAAAAAGGAUUAGUUGAUGAAAAUAAUCAAUUAGCUUAUUUCGUAUACGUUUCUAAAAACCAUCAUGAAGGUUUCUUUGGUAUGACAUAUCUCAAUAAUGGAUCAUUGUGUGGUAGAUUUAAUAUAAAUAAUACAUUAUAUGAGACAUGUGAAAAUUUUAGAAUCCUAAAACAUAAUAAACAUGAUAAAAGUUUGUUUGAAAUUGCUUCCGUGAAUGAACCAGGUAUUACAAAAUUUUGUAUUGAAUUUUAUGAUAUUUUUGCUGCAAUAUUAAAAGAUCCUUAUGAUGGUUCAAGUUUUUAUGGAUACAUAUCAAAAAAUGGUGAUGAAGCUUUUGGUAUUGACCAUAAUGGUGGAGUUGUUAAUUAUGUUGGUUUUGAUGUUAUUAGUAAUUUUGGAAUGUAUCUAAUUUACAGGAAAUAA